Messenger RNA from Didymella exigua CBS 183.55, 471 nucleotides. RefSeq lists its product as uncharacterized. The transcript has a single exon. Lineage: Eukaryota; Fungi; Ascomycota; Dothideomycetes; Pleosporales; Didymellaceae. The coding region runs from base 1 to 471 and encodes 156 amino acids. The record is from RefSeq and is a predicted model, not a curated record. Gene Ontology annotation, biological process: mitotic sister chromatid cohesion. Gene Ontology annotation, cellular component: Ctf18 RFC-like complex.
AUGCCAUCAGUCCCGCUGUACCCACCGGGCCAAACCCCACCACCCACCAUCGCAAACCCGCUCCCACCCCUCCUGCACACGCCCAGCGGCCUCGCCCUGCUCGAGAUCCAGGGCACGGUGCACUUCCCAACGCCCACCUCGAGCGCGACAUCAACACGCGUCGGCAAACUCGUGUUCCCGCUGUACAACCCUGCACUCCACGGCGCCGAGGACGCGAAGUGGAUGAAGAGGGUGUAUUUGUAUGUGGGCGAGAACCAGAGGAUGGUUGGCGAGUGUAAGAAAUUGGGGAAGCGGUUUGCGGUGGUGAGAAGAAGGGGGAGUGCAGAGGGUGAGGAUACGGUGAUGGGAGGUGCAGAGGCGGAUGGGGACGCUAGGAGGGGCGAGGAGCUGGAGAUUGUCGAGGUUGUGGGGCAUAAGCUGGUUUUCUCUGGGCGACCGGAGCCGGUGGGUGGGGGGACAGAGGAGCGUUGA